AUGUCUCUGGUUGGAGCACUUCUUUUCUGCAACGAUUGCGGUGGUCUUUUGGAGCGAUGCCCCGCUUCUCAAGCAAACAUCGACUGUGAUUGGCCCACCUCCAUCACCACCGAAUCAGCACCCACAGCAUUCCCAUCACGCCUCCGCGAUGCCCGCUCAGAGAUCCAAGUUCUGAGUGCUGAAGACCGCGAGACUUGGGCCAUGACGACUACAGCAUGCCCUCAAUGCGCCAACCCUGAAAUGAGAUUCAGAGAUGUGCAGUUGAGAGGUGCGGAUGAAGGAAGUACGAUUUUCUACAGGUGUCCCAAGUGUGAUUAUAAAUUCAACACCAACAACUAA
Messenger RNA from Aureobasidium musti, 339 nucleotides. NCBI's taxonomy places the organism in Eukaryota, Fungi, Ascomycota, Dothideomycetes, Dothideales, Saccotheciaceae. The record is from the annotation of a GenBank genome assembly.